AUGGUCCCAUUCCCGCGCGAUCCAGAUUUUGUUAGACGCAAUGCUCUCCUUGAUCAGAUCCGAGAGAAAAACCUAGUUCCGGGGUCGAGAAUAGCACUAAUUGGUCUGGGUGGUACUGGUAACGAAGCCCGGUUCGAGCAAAGUUUCCGGGAUAUUGCGGACCAGGUCAAAAUCCCGGGUCGCCAGGAUCCUAAAAACAACAUCUUCAAACUAGUCGAAAACUGGCUCCGAGAUGAGAAGAUAGGGAGAUGGGUUUGCAUCCUUGAUAAUGUCGACGAUGAUAAGUUCCUUUGCUCGAUUCCAGUGGUAGAUAAGAGAGAUCAGACGGAAGGCCUAGCAAGGUACUCGACAAAACCACUGUUAGAACACAUUCCAAGAAGUCGAAAUGGGUCUAUUAUUAUCACAAGCCGAGCGAGAGAAAUAGCGUUAAAAAUGGUCGAGCAUAAAGACCUGAUUCAGGUUCAACCCAUGGAAAGUUCUGAAGCACUAGAUCUUCUCCAAAGAAAGCUUAAUAACCUGGAAGAAAACCAAGACAUUCAAAGCCAAGAGAAUCGACAGUUAGUGGACGCACUCGAGUAUAUGCCUCUAGCAAUCGUACAAGCAGCCAGCUUUAUUCGGAAUCGGGCGCCUCGCUAUUCAGUAUCACAAUACCUCAGAGAUUUCCAAGAGAGUGACCGCGAAGCAAUCAAGCUUCUAAAGAAAGAGGCUGGUUACCUCCACCGGGACUGGGAAGCAAAGAAUUCGAUUCUGGUGACCUGGCAAAUAUCCUUCGACUUUAUACGAAAAAAAACCCCAUCUGCAGCAGAUCUACUUUCCUUUAUGAGUUUUUUCGAUCGGCAAGAGAUACCAGAAGAACUUAUCCGGCAUCAAUCUCGGGCUGAAUACACAUCAAGCUUAGAGCUUUCCAACAACUUAAGUGAUGGAGAGACGUCUGAUUCCGAUACGGGAGCUGAUUUUGAGGAUGAUAUCACAACACUAAGAGAUUAUUCAUUUAUAUCUUCUAGUACGAACAAUACUUUCUUUACGAUGCAUCGGCUAGUGCAGCUAACAACACACGCGUGGUUAAAAUCUCAUGGCAAAAGAGACCAGUGGAGAGAUAGAUUUAUUAACACCCUUUAUAAGGAGUUUCUAACUGGUGAGCACCAAACCUGGGAGAGAUGCAAGGCACUCUUCCCUCAUGUGAAAUCCGCAAUAUCGCAACGGCCAUCAUCAACUAUGUAUCAGCAAAAAUGGGCUACAUUACUUUAUAGGGGGGCAUGGUAUGCGUCAGAAAUGGGUAAUAUCACAGAUACAAGAGAAAUGGCAUUAAAAUCGAGAGAUCAAAGAGUGAGAUUAUUUCAUAAUGAGAAUGAAGAUGUCCUUGCUAGUUCAAGUAUGCUAGCAGCAGCAUUUAGGCUUGAGGGCCGGUGGGGGGAGGCCGAGCAGCUCGAGGUGCAGGUCCUAGAGACUCGCAAGACGAAGCUCGGUGCGGAUCAUCCCGACACGUUGACGAGCAUGGCCAAUCUGGCGUUGACAUACUGGAACCAGGGCCGAUGGGAAGAGGCCGAACAGCUUAACGUGCAGGUGUUAGAGACUCGCAAGACAAAUCUUAGCGCGGAUCAUCCCGACACACUUACGAGCAUGGCCAAUCUAGCGAGGACAUACGCAGACCAGGGCCGAUUGGAGGAGGCCGAGCAGCUCGAGGUGCAGGUGUUGGAGAUAAGCAAGAUGAGGCUUGGCGCGGAUCAUCCCUCCACACUGACGAGCGCAGCCAAUCUAGCGAGAACAUACGCGAACCAGGGCCGAUUAGAGGAAGCCGAGCAACUCGAGGUGCAGGUAUUAGAGACUCGUAAGAUGAAGCUCGGCGCGGAUCAUCCCGACACACUGACGAGCACGGCCAAUCUGGCGUCAACAUACGCGGAUCAGGGCCGAUGGGAGGAGGCCGAGCAGCUCGAGGUGCAGGUGUUAGAGACAAGUAAGACGAAGCUCGGCGCAGAUCAUCCCUCCACACUGACGAGCAUGGCCAAUCUGGCGAGGACGUAUGCGAACCAGGGCCGGUGGGAGGAGGCCGAGCAGCUCAACGUGCAGGUCCUAGAGACUCGCAAGACGAAGCUCGGCGCGGAUCAUCCCUCCACACUGACGAGCAUGGACAAUCUGGCGUCGACAUACGCGGAUCAGGGCCGAUUGGAGGAGGCUGAGCAGCUCGGAAUGCAGGUGUUAGAGAUAAGCAGUACGAAGCUCGGUGCGGAUCAUCCCGACACACUGACCAGCAUGGCUAAUCUGGCGUCGACAUACUGGAACCAGGGCCGAUGGGAAGAGGCCGAGCAGCUCUUUGUGCAGGUGUUAGAGACAAGUAAGACGAAGCUCGGCGCAGAUCAUCCCUCCACACUGACGAGCAUGGCCAAUCUGGCAUCGACGUAUCAAAUUCAGGGCCGAUGGGAGGAGGCCGAGCAGCUCGAGGUGCAGGUGUUAGAGACUCGCAAGACGAAGCUCGGUGCGGAUCAUCCCUCCACACUGACGAGCAUGGACAAUCUGGCGUCGACAUACGCGGAUCAGGGCCGAUUGGAGGAGGCUGAGCAGCUCGGGAUGCAGGUGUUAGAGAUAAGCAAUACGAAGCUCGGUGCGGAUCAUCCCUCCACACUGACCAGCAUGGCUAAUCUGGCGUCGACAUACUGGAACCAGGGCCGAUGGGAAGAGGCCGAACAGCUUAACGUGCAGGUUUUAGAGACUCGCAAGACAAAUCUUGGCGCGGAUCAUCCCUCCACACUGACGAGCAUGGCUAAUCUAGCGAGGACAUACGCGGACCAGGGCCGAUGGGAGGAGACCGAGCAACUCGAGGUGCAGGUGUUAGAGACUCGCAAGACGAAGCUCGGCGCGGAUCAUCCCGACACACUGAUGAGCAUGGCCAAUCUCGCUUUCACCUGGAAAACUUCAGGUCACAUUGCCAAAGCCAUCAUUUUGCUAAGAAACUGCGCAGCUAAGCAGAAACAAGUACUCGGUCCGAACCAUCCACAGACUUUAUCUAGUUCUGAGACACUGCUUGAAUGGGAAAUUGAGACCUCAAAUUUGAAUACUUAA
Molecule: messenger RNA, 3057 nt
Organism: Penicillium taxi
Lineage: Eukaryota; Fungi; Ascomycota; Eurotiomycetes; Eurotiales; Aspergillaceae
Product: tetratricopeptide repeat protein
Exons: 2
Coding region: 1-3057 (1018 amino acids)
Cellular component (GO): kinesin complex
Molecular function (GO): protein binding
Source: RefSeq, a predicted model, not a curated record